Lathyrus sativus (Indian pea) is the source of this 384-nucleotide messenger RNA. The record is from the annotation of a GenBank genome assembly. NCBI's taxonomy places the organism in Eukaryota, Viridiplantae, Streptophyta, Magnoliopsida, Fabales, Fabaceae.
AUGACAAUAAGAAUCGCAAUUCUACGGGACACUGGGAGGAAAUUGGGCGGCGUUUUAGGGUUCAAUAGGGGUUUUCAUUCCGUGCCUCAUUCUCCUCCUUUAUCUGGAUGCAUUGACCAUGGGAUUCAGUCAAUGCAACCCGUUUUGCCUGAGUUUAGUUUCCCAAAUUUCUCUUUUGGUGGCUCUAUGGAGCUCAUGGCUGUUCCAAAGAGGAAGGUUUCUCCUCAUAAAAGAGGAAUACGAAACGGACCAAAAGCUUUGAAGCCUGUUCCUGUGCUUGUAUUGUGCAAGGGUUGUGGUCGUGUCAGGCUUCCACAUUUCUACUGUUGCAGUGGUAAACCAAAUAAUGAAAAUAAUGGUGAAGAGAAUCACACAAGCAGAUAA